ACAUUACUAAAUCCUGAUUGUGAAUGAAUCUCGUCAUGGAAAGAAAACAAACAGUUUUCUAGCGAGAUUCCAGCCGAAUUUUCAUCGUCUCGAGCGUCCAGAAGUGUCCAGCCAUGUUUCGCUUCCUCGGACUCUGCGGCAACAUAGCCUCCACCUUCACAGAACCGCUCGUUCGCGGCGCGUGUUCGCUCUACCGGAUGCACCGGACGGGUCCUCUGAUCAAAGUUCGGCCGCCGCGGCAGCCCCUGGACGGCAAGCCGAUGGCCAAGGGCGUCGUGCUGCGCACGCUGAUCAAGAAGCCGAAGAAGCCCAACUCGGCGAACCGCAAGUGCGUGCUCGUGCGGCUGAGCACCGGCAAGGAGAUGGUCGCCUACAUCCCCGGCGAAGGGCACAACCUGCAAGAGCACAACGUCGUGCUCGUCCGGUGUGGCAGGACCAACGACCUGCCGGGGGUCAAGAUCAAGUGCAUCAGGGGAAAGUACGACCUCGGGCACGUCAUCAAGAACAAUUAAUCGUGCGAAUUUAAAUAUUUCUCCGCCUGUUAUAGUGAAUUUGUUAAUAAAAGACUCUGAUUAGA
Molecule: messenger RNA, 577 nt
Organism: Cloeon dipterum
Lineage: Eukaryota; Metazoa; Arthropoda; Insecta; Ephemeroptera; Baetidae
Gene: tko
Product: technical knockout
Exons: 2
Coding region: 114-512 (132 amino acids)
Biological process (GO): translation
Cellular component (GO): small ribosomal subunit; ribosome
Molecular function (GO): structural constituent of ribosome
Source: RefSeq, a predicted model, not a curated record